AUGACCCUGUUCCUCCACUGUAUCUCAAGUCCCCCUGCUCACCCCUCUCCCCCUUCUCUGCUCCUUCCAGGCUCCGACUACUCCCCCCCACCGCUGCCGGAGGUGGCGCCCAGUCUGAACGACACCAGCGUUGCAGAUGGAGGAGGCGGCGUGGGCGGCGUCACAGCCCUGGGUGGAAGUGGAGGUGGGCGCGGGCCCCUGGAGGCCGUGGUCGGAGGUGCGGUGGUGGGGCUAGCGGCAGAGCACAUCCCCAGCGGCCCCGGGGCGGCCCUCACCUGGCAGGCGGCCAUCGAGGCGGCGCGGCAGGCCAAGCAGAUGGGGAACGCGGGCGCGCCCAUCUCCACAGCCAGCUCCACACAGAGGAAGAGGCAGCACUACACCAACAAGCCCAAGAAACCCAUCAACACGGCCCCAACCAGACCUCCCAGAGCCCUGCUCUGCCUCACCCUCAAGAACCCCAUCCGCAGAGCAUGCAUCAGCAUAGUGGAGUGGAAACCGUUUGAAAUUAUCAUUUUGAUGACUAUAUUUGCGAACUGCGUGGCCUUAGCUGUCUACAUCCCCUUCCCAGAGGACGACUCCAACGCCACCAACUCAAACCUGGUAAGUCACACCUGACCUGACACAGGCUCUUAUGUCAUGUUGCUAUGGUUAUUACGCUCUGUUUGACUGUAGGUACCAGGUGGCUGUGUGUGUGUGUUUGGCGGGGGGAGCUCCCGAGUGGCGCAGGUGUCUAAGGCACUGCAUCUCAGAU
Oncorhynchus kisutch (coho salmon) is the source of this 751-nucleotide messenger RNA. RefSeq names its product voltage-dependent L-type calcium channel subunit alpha-1C-like. The record is from RefSeq and is a predicted model, not a curated record. Lineage: Eukaryota; Metazoa; Chordata; Actinopteri; Salmoniformes; Salmonidae. Gene Ontology annotation, biological process: calcium ion import across plasma membrane. Gene Ontology annotation, molecular function: high voltage-gated calcium channel activity. Gene Ontology annotation, cellular component: voltage-gated calcium channel complex. Bases 1 to 615 code for a protein of 204 amino acids. The transcript has 2 exons.